UGUCCCUGCAUCCAGACACGGGAGCUGCCCCUGGUACCCUGACUGAGAGAGAACCUGCCAGACUGCCCGGGCUGUCACUGGCGAAAAUGGCGCUCCGUUAAUGGGCUGAGGCUAGUCCAGGGAUGUGUGACCUAGUGCAGAGGCUGCUGGUAACAGCACAGACAUGAGUAACCGUAACGUGACAUCGCCUCUGUAUUUUGGAGUCACUGUGGCGGCUGAUUCCAGCACAUCCACAAACAACAGCACCAAAGGUUUAGACUCCAGUGGGGCUCCCACCAUGGGCACCUGGCUGCUGUCCCUUGGCAUUGCCACUGUGUUCGGACUGAUUUUGGCAAUGGUUCUUUACAUCAGAAAACGAAAAAGGCUGGAAAAGCUCCGCCAUCAAUUGAUGCCAAUGUAUAAUUUUGACCCAGCUGAAGAACAGGAAGAUCUUGAACAAGAACUGCUGGAGCCAAAUAGGGACCAACAGCCACAGGGCAAGGUCCUACUCACCAGUCUGUGCCCCCUACAGAGGCCCACCCGCCUGGUUUUUACAGACGUUGCCAACUCUAUCAGCGCCUAAAAGAGGAUUCACUAUUGAACAGUGAGACAUUCAGAACCUGGGUAUCAGUGUCACUGUGACUCACCAUGCCAAAAAGAGGAUUCACUAUUAAACAGUGUGACAUACACAGAGCCUGGGUAUCAGUGUCACUGUGACUCACCAUGCUGCUUUGUGUCACUGUGCCCUGGACGAUUUCCAUGGAAGGAGGAGCCUCGGCAGACCCUGACAUACAGCAAUCUCAUGCUGCCACUGCUCAGGGGCCAGUAAUAUUCUGAGCCUGUACAAUGGACUCUGCACCAUCACCUGUGUCACUCUCCAUACAAUUCCAUUCAGAACCUUAGCAUAUUUACACACUUCCUAAAUCCAUUCCAUUGACCCACCCAUUGAUUUACUGAGUAAUUUAUCGGGUCUUCUGGUUAUACAGUGUAUUGCACUGAAACCCAAAUACAUGCUAGUCUAUGACAAUGUACAGUACUAUACAAGGAUACACUGCUUUUACUGAACAUCGAAAUACACUGUAAACACUCAGCCAGUACUGGUUUUAGUGUAGUAAACACAAGCCAAACUGCUCAAGCACUGAUUUAAAAUACAUUCCUAAGGCAUGGGCUGCUCAGCCUGCAAUAUAAGGCUGAAGAUAAAGGCACUUACCAUUUAAAUCCUUUUUGUAGCUGGUGCACACAUAGGGUCUCCUGCUCCCUUGUCCCUGAGUCAGCAUCAAAUAUAAGGAAUCUUGACACUAGGCUUCAGUAUAGUUUAUUCAAGGUUCCAGCAAAGACAGCUGCCAACUCCAACAACCAGGUGUGUUUGUCCUUCUAAGAUAAGGCUGGAAGGCAUUAUGGGAAAUAUAGUUAAGAAAAAUCUGAGUUCCAAGGUUGUUAAUCACUCUUUAUGCCAUGGCACUUAUCACUAAGUCAUGCAGUACACUGUAGAUACACCACUGCUUGACCCAUAACAUCCUUUCGUUCACAGUGUGCUUUGUAAAGUCACUGACUCCCAGCUAUCUGAAUUGAGAUGGCAUUGCUUGUCUACACAGACACCGGUGUGUUAACACUUAUACACCUUGUAGACACUGCUCGGCAUGUGUGCUAACAUUCUGCACUAAUACGCAGCACUGUAUAUGGCUGUAUAUGCGACUGCUCAAGACUGCAAAGCUCUGCAGUGGAAUGAAUGUACCCCACAAUACUUUAAAAAUGGCAACGAUAUAAUUAACUGUGCCCUCAAAUGACACCAAUAUACUUAAAACUGAAAUUAAUGUCACGAUUAGCUGUACGGUGUGCUUACAUGGUGCAAUACAACCUACAUUGUACCAGUAUGUAUCACACCACUCCUACAUUAACAAACUACCCCCAAUGCAUUGCCAUUCUAUGUUGCUGUUCAUUUACUCCCUUUUCUCUGCAGUCUUCUGUGCAAUUCACACAGGGCUCGGAAUGUGUGGACUGUUUAUACAUCAACAUGCAACCGUUUGGCAGCAAAAACAGGGUUAUUGUGCAUGCAUCAUGGGGACCUCACCUGAUUUUUGGUAUUUACACUCCGAUCCAACCCACUUAGACAAGUCCACUUAAGAACUUCAGCUUGCUAAAUGUGCUUCUGUGUCUGCAAGCACAGUCCUAUUUGUGACACUUUAUAAAAGUGCCAAUUUCAAUAGUAAUCCGCACUUCUAUAAAACUUUGCAAAAACGUCGGAUUGGCAGCUGGGGAGGUUUUUCCCCGCUUCCGUUAGGUGGGCAGAGCUAAAGGAAGCGGUUGGCACACAGGGCUACCAUGCACCUGUUUUCCCUCCUCAUUGAGAAGUAUAGGAAGCUGUGAUUGCCUGUUCCCUCGCUGGUCCAGCACAGAAGUUUUUUUAAAAGGAAGUCUCUGGCGUGUUCCCUGGCACAACCUAAACAGGUCUGCAGCUUUAGCAAGUUGUUUUUUUCAUAUGCCCCCAAACAAAACAUGCAGAUAAUAAUAUUUAAAAUUAAUUAUGGGGCAAAUAGCCUUUUCCUGCUGGCUCAGCAGUGUAAACAUUGAGGUUUCUGUGAAAAUGCAGUAUUUAAACUGCUUUCUAAUGUCACUUCUAGUGGCUGUCACACGGACAGCCACUUGUAGGACUUGGUUCAGUGCUGCAAAGAUUGCAGGUCCAGCUUUCAGCGACUCCACACUAUGUAAUGUAUGAAUAAAUACUCCCCAUGCAGAUAUUUUAAUGGAUUGGACCUAUGACGCAUCAAACCAUUUUAUUUACGGUCCCACAUACUGUCUACCAGCAUUAAAUGCCAAGAAUCUGAGUGUGGCUUGGAGAGGCUCCAGCUAGGUACUUAAGUGCAAUUUAACCCUUAUUUUGCUGCAGGGUUGCAUUGCUCACUCCUUCAGCAUGAAGGAAAUUAAUUAUUGAAUACAUGGCAGAGAUUGUGCCCAAGAGAAGCAAGGGGCUAUAAAAGGUUUGCACUGGCAGUGCCAUGCUGCAUUAAUUAUUGGGAGGCUAAAGAUUUGAUAUGUAUAUAUUUGUUUGAUUUCUCCUGUGCUUCAUUAAAUUCCUCAAACC
Pelobates fuscus (common spadefoot toad) is the source of this 3061-nucleotide messenger RNA. It is a transcript of the gene C7H3orf18, whose product is annotated as chromosome 7 C3orf18 homolog. NCBI's taxonomy places the organism in Eukaryota, Metazoa, Chordata, Amphibia, Anura, Pelobatidae. The coding region runs from base 164 to 562 and encodes 132 amino acids. The record is from RefSeq and is a predicted model, not a curated record. The transcript is spliced from 5 exons.